AGAGCUGCAAACCUUUUUGGAAACUCACAAAAACAACAUGAAGAACAUAGCAAAAUGUAUAUUUGAGGGCAACGAAGAAAAUGACACAGAUCUCAAGACUGUUUACACCGAACUGUUCAUCACAGAGGGAGAUAUGAAAGAUAUCAAUCACGAACAUGAGAUUCUGAAGAUCGAUGAUGUUUUCAAGAACAGAAAAACUCAGGAUAAACCAAUCAAAUGCAAUGAUAUAUUUACUGAACUGAAGAAAAAAAACAAUGAGAAAAAGAUUGUGCUGACCAAGGGAGUCGCUGGCAUUGGAAAAACUGUCUCUGUGCACAAGUUCAUCCUGGACUGGGCAGAAGGAGAAGCCAAUCAAGAUAUAAACUGUGUGGUCCUGCUUCCAUUUAGAGAGAUCAAUGUGAUUAAAAACAAAGAGGUCAAUCUCCAUGAGUUUCUGCUGAAAUUUUAUCCUGAACUGAAGGACCUGGAGAAAUUGAAGUUGUAUAAGGGAUGUAAGCUAGCAUUAAUAUUUGAUGGACUUGAUGAGAGUCAACUGCCACUGAACUUCAAAUGUGAAGCACUGGACACCUGUGAGGAAAGGUCAUCAGUAGAUGUGCUGUUUACAAGUCUGGUCAAAGGUAAGCUACUUCCAUCAGCUCUCGUCUGGGUGACUUCACGCCCAGCAGCAGCCAAUCAGAUCCCUCGUCAGUAUGUGGGUUUGUUCACAGAAGUGCGAGGAUUCAAUGACCAACAAAAGGAAGAGUACUUCAGAAAGAAAAUCACAGAUGGGACUCAAGCCUCCAGAAUCAUCUCACACAUUAAGAUGUCUCGUAGUCUCUACAUCAUGUGCCACAUUCCUGUGUUCUGCUGGAUCACAGCCACAGUACUUCAGGAUAUUCUCAUUGAGAACAAGGAAGAGAACAUCAGCACAACUCUCACUGAAAUGUACAUUCACUUCCUACUAAUGCAGAUGAACAUGAAGAAUCAGAAGUAUGAUGAACAAGAACAAAAAGAACGCACAGAGCACUUAAAGUUAAAUAGAGAAAUCAUUUUGAAGUUAGCCAAGCUGGCAUUUGAACAGCUGAAAAAGGAAAAAAUUGUGUUUUAUGAGAAAGAUAUGAAAGAAUGUGGUAUUAAUGUGAGUAAAGACAGUGAAUUGACAGGAAUGAUUGCUGAGAUCUUUAGGAAGGAAUAUGGACUUUAUAAGACAAAGGUCUUCUGCUUUGUGCAUCUGAGUGUUCAAGAGUUUCUUGCUGCAGUGCAUGUGUUCAUCUGCUACCUGAACAAGAACAUGCAGGAGCUUCAGUUUUUCUUUGAAGAUUCACAAACUACAGCUAGACAAAAGCUUCACUUCUUCUUUAGACAUGUCAAAUUUCAUGACUUAACAAAGAGGGCCACUGAUAAAGCAAUGCAGAGUGAGAGAGGACAUCUGGACCUGUUUCUGCGAUUUCUCAUGGGCAUUUCACUGAAAUCAAGUCAAAACCUGCUCAAAGGCCUGUUUACAUACACUCAAGACACCAGAAUGAGCAUCAGGAAAAUAAGUGCUCACAUUAAACAAUUACAAAAGCAGGACAUCUCAGAUGAAACUUCGGUCAACCUAUUCUACUGCUUACUUGAGCUCAAGGAUCAUUCAAUAUAUGAGGAGAUCCAGAGUUAUCUCAGUUCAGAUGAACAUCCAAGAAGAGAACUCACAUCUUCAAUGUGCACAGUUCUGACCUACAUACUGCUGAUCUCAGGGAAGGUGCUGGAUGAGUUCAACCCAAAGAUGUUCACAUCAAACCAAGCAGUCUAUGAGAGACUAAUGCCAGCUGUGAGAUGCUGCAGAAAAGCUCUAUUUGACGGCUGUGGCCUUGUUGAAACAUGCUGUGAAACUUUGUCUUCUGCUAUACAAUCAUCAAACUCCCAUCUGACAGAGCUGGACCUAAGUAGCAACCACCUGCAGGAUUCAGGAGUGAAGCUGCUUUCUGAUGGACUGAAGAGUUCACACUGUCGACUGAACAUACUGAGGCUGUGUGGAUGUAAUCUCACUGCUCAGACCUGUGAAAGUUUAUCAUCAGCUCUACAAUCCUCGUACGCUGUCCUGAGACAGCUGGACCUGAGUAACAAUGACUUGCAGGAUUCAGGAGUGAAUCUGCUUUCUGAUGGACUGAAGAGUCAAAACUCAAAGAUGGAGAUACUGAGAUGUCGAUCUCCGCAUCGGAGGGAGAGCUCUCUGAGGAAGAUUCGGCUCUGCUGCUGUCCUCUGGGAUGGUGGCAAUGCCUGAAUCAGAUCCAGAGAUGUCAGCUAUGUUUUCCCAGGCUGCUGAGAAGGCUGUGUGGCUGUAAUCUCACUGCUCAGUCCUGUGAAAAUGUGUCUUCAAUUUUACAAUCCUCAAACUCUGUCCUGAAAGAACUGGAUCUGAGUAACAAUGACCUGCAGGAUCCAGGAGUGAAACUUCUUUCUGAUGGACUGAAGAAUCCAAACUGUCAGCUGGAGAUACUGAGGUUGUCUGGCUGUAUGGUGACAGAGGAAGGCUGUUGUUAUGUGUCUUCAGCACUGACUUCAAACCCCACACACUUGAGAGAGCUCGAUCUAAGUUAUAAUCACCCCGGAGAUUCAGGACUCAAGCUACUAUCUGAAAGACUGGAGGAUUCAAACUACUCACUGGACAAGUUCAAUGUGAAUCAUGGAGGAGAAUCCAGGAUUACAGCAGGACUAAAGAAAUAUGCCUGUUUUCUCACACUGGAUCCAAACACAGCAAACACUAAACUCAUUCUGUCUGAGGAGAACAGGAAGGUGACACGUAUGAAAGAGAACAGAAAGAUGGCACGCGUGGAAAAGAAACAGCCGUAUCCUGAUCAUCCAGACAGAUUUGAUGAUGUCUAUCAAGUGUUGUGUAGAGAGAGUGUGUGUGGACGCUGUUACUGGGAGAUUGAGUGGAGUGGAGAUUAUGUGUUUAUAUCAGUCUCAUAUAAGAGCAUCAGCAGGAAGAGACGGGGUGAUGAGUGUGUGUUUGGAAAUAAUGAUCAGUCCUGGAGUUUGUUCUGCUCUUCCUCCAGAUACUCAUUUAAACACAAUAAGAUAGAGACUGUUGUCCCUGUAAAGCCCAUCAUCAGUAGAACAGGAGGGUAUGGCCGUUACUAUAGAACAGGAGUGGAUGAAAUCUAUAGAACAGGAGUAUUUGUGGAUCACAGCGCAGGAACUCUGUCCUUCUACAGCGUCUCUGACACAACGAACCUCAUCCACACAGUCCAGACCACAUUCACUCAGCCGCUCUAUCCUGCGUUUUUGGUUGGCUCUGGAUCAGUGAAACUGUGUUGAUGAAUCGGAUUAGAUUGAUAAGAGAUUCUACCUAUAAUGCUUUGAGCUGCGUGAUAAAUCAGUAACAAAGAGAUGUUAUAGAGGCUCUGCAUGACAUUAAAACGGCAGCUGAACUUCUGUUCCUGAAAUAACAGUCAGAAUAAAUGUGUCAUAAAUCUUCAUAUAGACAGUAGGAUCUGUUUAUCUACAUUUGUGUUUUUAUUGUAGUGUGACAUCGAUCAUUUGUAUUAUUACUAUCAAAAUUA
Molecule: messenger RNA, 3525 nt
Organism: Carassius carassius (crucian carp)
Lineage: Eukaryota; Metazoa; Chordata; Actinopteri; Cypriniformes; Cyprinidae
Product: NACHT, LRR and PYD domains-containing protein 12-like
Exons: 8
Coding region: 38-3280 (1080 amino acids)
Molecular function (GO): protein binding
Source: RefSeq, a predicted model, not a curated record